Molecule: messenger RNA, 1218 nt
Organism: Ichthyophthirius multifiliis
Lineage: Eukaryota; Ciliophora; Oligohymenophorea; Hymenostomatida
Product: kinesin motor domain protein
Exons: 5
Biological process (GO): microtubule-based movement; mitotic spindle organization
Molecular function (GO): microtubule binding; ATP binding; microtubule motor activity
Source: RefSeq, a predicted model, not a curated record
CAAACACAAAAACUUUUUAAAAAAAGUAAAAUGGAAAAUUAAAAUUAAGAUGAUAAAAAUGUUUAAGUAGCUAUAAGGAUACGUAAUUUAAACGCUCGUGAAAAAUAAGAUUUCGCAUAAGUGUGUGUUUAUAAAUAGGACGACAAAAAAGUUAUAAUAUAAAACAAAGAGUUCAUAUUUGAUUAAAUAAUAGGUCCUUAGGACAAUCAAAAAACUGUAUUUGAACUUAUAGGAAAAAAAAUAGCAAAUGCUUGUCUUAACGGAUAUAAUGCAUGCCUAUUUGCAUAUGGUUAAACAGGUUCUGGAAAAACAUACACUAUGUUAGGAACAGAAGAAGAAAAGGGAUUGAUUUAACGAAUAAUUAAUUACAUAUUUGCAAAAUUAAAUAUAAAAGGAGAGCCUUACAUAGUCCAUUCCUAAUAUUUUGAAAUAUACAUGGAAGAAAUAAUAGAUUUAAACAUAUAAUAAUAAUAAUAACAAUAGAAUUAAAAAAAUUAAAAAAAUAAUAAUAGUAUUCGAGUAAUAGAAGAUAUAAAUGGAGUUCGUGUAGAAAAUUUAAGUUCUAUUUAAAUUGAUAAUCAUAUAUAGGCUACAGAAAUAAUAAAAAAAGGAUAAAAAAACAGACACGUAAGUCCCACUUUAAUGAAUGCAGAAAGUUCAAGGUCUCAUUCUAUUUUUUCAAUGAGCAUUUGCUAUAAAGAAAAAGAUGCCGAAAGUGGAAUAGUUAAAGAAAAAUUAUCUAAACUUAAUUUCGUUGAUUUAGCUGGGUCUGAAAGAUAAAAGUCUACUGGAGCUACUGGCUAAAGACUUAAAGAAGCUAGUUAAAUUAAUUAAUCUCUUAGUUGUCUUGGAUUAGUUAUUAGUUCUUUAGUUGAAGGAUAGAAAAUUAUAUCAUAUAGGAGUUCAAAGUUAACACAUAUUUUAAAAGACUGUUUGGGAGGAAAUUCAAGAACAUUAAUGGUUGCGGCUGUAAGUCCUGCAUCAGAUUCUUUCGCGGAGACAUUAAAUACAUUAAAGUUUGCAGAAAGAGUUAAGAAACAAGAUAAAAAUAACAAUAUCAUUUAUGAAAUUUAAGAAAAUGGUAUUUGGAUUAAAUAGUUCUUAUAGACAAGUGGAUUUAUUGAUUUGAUUUCUGAAUUAAGAUAAAAACUUGGGUUUGAUGUUCAAGAAAUAUCAUGUGUUGAGAGUGCAAAAGAUGAAGAAUAAAGAUUUUCUUGA